GUCGCAAGUUCGAAUCGCGCCGUCUCCAUCAGCAGCUCACCACAUUAAUGCCCCAUCCAGGCUUGUUCCUCCGGAGUUAGUGGCAUUUUGCAUAGGCCAGCAAAGAUGUUCCAUUAUGGCAAAGAGCUUCAGAUCCGUCAUCGAGUCUGUACUGGAAGAGAUCUCCCUGUGUGGCGACCGCGGUGCAUCCCCAGCUGAAGUGCUGGGCUUUGUUGACGCAGUCUAUGCUACACAAAGUUUGCAUAACGGCACUGGACGUGGGACAGCACGUCCGCCAAAGGUUGACCAUCAGCUGAAAUGUUGUCUAUGGGCGUGGUUGACACGGCAUCCUGAGGUUUCAGUCGGAAAGAACGGAGAAGGAAAUGGCUUCACCCUGGAUCAAGUCCUGGCAAGCAACCCGUCACAGACACCCUUAUCAGGAGAGAUAGAUCCAUCUCUCAUUUCUGAGAACACGGCCGGACCAAAGGAAGCCGCACAAGAUGCAUUCCGUGUCUUUGUUUCGCAAGAGCGCAUGUGGCUCACGAUCACGGGCCAUAAGCCUGACAACUAUCGCAUUUUCCCUUUAGAGUUUACCCUUCUGUCCAUCAUCGCAUCUCACAAGUCUCGAGGAGUAGUCCAAGGUGACCUCGUCAGGCUCAGCGGUCAAGAUAAGCGUUCUGUGCCCAAACGGACCGAUACGCUCCAGCAGAAGGGCUACAUCGAGAAGAAGGCGAUUCAAUACAAGGGCGCAAGAACGAGCUUGUGCAUUUUACGCAAGUAUGCUGCCUCAGCGCCAGCAGAGAUCUCCCAGUCGAUCCGGCCCGAGAGUGAACGUGUUGGGAAUCCCCAGUUCGACGAGAUGAUUGAUUUCUCUGCCCUGCUGGACAAACUAUUUGGGUGCUUGAGAGAGCACAGAGUGAUCACGAGAAAUGACCUGAAAGAAAAGCUGGGAAUGACGGAGCUCUGGCGCUCGAAGGUUCUACGACGAGCCAUCAGGAAGCUGGAAGCCAUUGGAUGCGUGCGACGUGUCCAAGCCCUUUCACAGUAUUCCGAGGCGAUGCGAUCCUCGCACGCGUCCAUCAUGCUUAUCCGUGAACCUACAGAGAAAGAUAUCCAACUAUUUCAUGAGGACAGCUCUGCUGUUAUUGCGUCCCUCCAACAGGACGAUGACCUGGACGAGGCCCAGGCGCAAACCGAGGCCAUAGAGGAUAUGUCAGGGGCUGGUACCCUUCAGCCAAGCGAUGCCAAACAAAGUAUCGUCCGAGAUGCUGGUCGCAGAAUUCCCCAAUGGACUCCGGAUCAAAGUCUCCCAAAUUUCAUCUUCAGCCUAGUUGAUAAGGCCGGGACAAGAGGAAUGGACAAUUUGGAAAUCGCUGGAGAAUCAAUGGGCAUAUUCUUUAGGCGGCCAAUUGAAGCUCUUUUGUCUCGCCUUGUCGAUUCAUGGCAAUAUUCACAACCUCUCCAUCUACGACAUCUGUCUUUGGUCCGCGAUACGGCCCUUCGUGGCACCAUUUCCUACUUUGUUCAGUACUCCGUCCGAAAUUUCGCAGCACUCGUUGAAGAUGGCCAAGCUUCUUGGGAGGCCGUCGAAACCCCCGUUAAGAAAGGUGCAACUCGUCCUCCUCCGAUUGAUGCAAAGCCUGAGCUCGAUGCACAUGGGUUUGUAAUCACAAAGGAGCCCCCAAAUCUCGUAAAGCAAGGAAAUGCUACUCUCCGAGAGUGUUUAGAAUCUGCCAAGCCCAACGACUAUGUUGUUACGCACCGUGACCCGGCUGUGGUGUGUCUCCGUGACGGCACAUUUGGCGUUCGAUUUGGAAGCCGAUGGCGGUCACAAGACGCCACGAGAGCAAUAUCACGUAGUGUCUCAGCAGGACUACAAAGCGACAUCAAAGACGGAAUUAAACGUAAGACACCCGAUGCCGGGCUUGGAGACUUGGAAGAGAUGAGCAAGAUUCCUGUGGUUAGCGAUAUGCAUAAAUCUAAGCGAAGAAAGAAAAUGAACGAUCUUGAACAGAUGUCGGAGCUGGACCGACUCAAAGCCAAAGGCUACGACGAAAGCUGGACAGCAUACAGUACUCUAACACUCGAAAGACCAGUUCCUGGUCUUUAUUUAACGCCAGUUGGCAAAAGAAGGGCUUUUGGGAUGAGGCAAGGCCGUCCAGCCCGGAGUCGCGUUGCAAUUUUCAAAUUACCAAGGCUGAACGAGUUCAGCUGGUUCGCCGAUGAAACAACAGCUGGGGUCUCUGAAAACGAACCUGUGUCAAUGCGACUGACACGGUCUUCUGGAGCUAAAGAGAUUGCAGCGGCCGCCGCCCCGCGUUCUAGUAGCCGGCUAAGUGAGAGGUCGUCGGUGGAUAGAUCUAUUGACAAGCUAAGAGAUUCUAUGGUAGAUUCUCUUCCCGAGGAGCAAAACGGCCAACUUGUGGCCUCGACGGAGGCCACCCCUCGUGACGCGGAUAGCGCUAGUGCCGUAACCGAGAGGUCUGCUAGAAAGCGAAAGCCGUCUAGCCUUGACGAUAUCAACCCCGCCCAGGCCCAAACAAUGCCUGAGAAACCGCGGAGGGGUAGACCUCCCAAAAAGCGCCGUUUCACGCGUGACUCUAAGCCUCGUCAGAUCGCACAAGAUGUCUAUGCUAGUCCUGAUGCUUCCGCUUCGAGCGGGACGCAGAAUAUCACUGAUAUUAACGGUGAACUACAACAGCAACAAGGGUCACCGCCGAACGUUGAACCGAACUAUGUACUGGAACGAAGCCAAAAUGGGAAGGCAGAUACUCUUGCUCAAUCCCAGGACAGUUCUGGUGAAGUUGUAGAUGAAAAUCCGUUGGAUUUAGAGUUGGCCGCUCAACAAAGCUCCACCUCGGUUCCGACCACCGCUACACAACGCAAUAAGCCCAAAGAGCAUGAUGUUGACUUACCGGUUGUACCCCCUGGCACACUCCACGCACCAACUCAGGAAGAGCAAUUCGAAGUAAUACCGAUGGAAAUACAUACAAGCGUACCUAGGGACGAGAUUGGGGUCCCGACCGGAUCUGGAAGCCAGGCAACUAAGGCUAACGGGGCACACGUCGAUAUGUCCAUAGAGCCAUUGGAAACGAAACCACUUCCUGUCCCUUCCAGCGUCGCUCCAUCCGAGGCCAAAGACGAAACCUCAAAAUCAAGUGUCAAGAAAGACUCCAGAGGAGGCUCCAUUGCAUUUCAGCGACGAAAGAUUGUAAUGGACAUCAUAGAACAGUGCGGAGGAGCUCACCCGCUAGGUACUGAGCUGUGGUAUCCUUUCAGCACUGUCUGGCUCAAAACAAGAACAGAGAAGCCUGACAUGCGCACAAUCAGAUCCGCCGUUAAAUCGCUGGUUGACGCCGGAAAGCUUCGACAGCUCACUUUUAGUGGGAAGAACUCCAAAGGGCUUAUGGUGACAAAGAGCCUAAUCGCCAAGCCAGAUAUAGACUCGAUGGAUCCCAUGAUUCGGGACUUGCAGAGCGCCAUGCUCAGCGCGGACCCUCAACUGUAUCUACACCCCAAGGCCACCAUUGAUCCAUCUCUGAAGAAGUCACACAAAGGCUUUGCCGGUCAUGACUUAAAGCUACCUGAGGUCGAAAAUGAAGUUCGGGUCACAUUGAGUUAUAUUCCAGCCAAAUUCCGCCCACGGCAACCCAAGCCGCGUACGCUUCGGUUCAUUGAAGAUGGCCGUUCAUUCGGACGCGGGGAUUUUGGAGCUGGUGAAUGCUACAGAAGGGUUCGACGGCUCAAAAGUCUUCAAAAAAUGCCGUCUACGAGUCCCUUCCUGGAUUCUCUUUCGAUCCCUGCACCGUAUGCUCCAGCAAUCGCCAGGCCUCCUGUUCUCAGGCCCUGGCCUCUUGACGAAGGUUACGCUGGUAUGGUAUUUGGCGCAAACUGGAAACCUAGCCUACUUUUGAUGCUCAUGUCACCAGCUCAGACAUUCAAUGCAGCGACCGGGACAUUUGGAACCGGAGUGUGCUACAUGACCCGGCGGAGGCGUAGCUAUAGGAAAAAAGCGGUAAUGCCGAAACUAGAAUCUCUACCGAAUGGGUUGAAUGAUAUCUUAUCUACAUCGAGGAAACGCAGCGUAGACUUAUCUAACGUUGCAGAUCCAGCUUCAACCGGCUUCUUCUCCGAUAUAGAUACCGUUAGGGACUGGGAACUAAGGAAUGAAUUUCCUGAUGGCCCACCGGAUGAGAUGUUGAGGUACAUUGACCAUGCAAUUCCUGGACCCUUCGAAAGCGCCCCAUUAGAAGGCCCAAUUCGUUUCGAGAUUGAUCAGCCCCCUCCUCAACAGCGAAAGCCCAUGGAGCCACCGGUAACUCGACUGGCAACAUCUCGCGCUAUCAUGGAAGCAUUUCCCGCUCGGUAUAAACCGUUAGCCUUAGGUUGGAUGCCUCAAAAGGGCUCUGUUCAGCCACAGAGAGCAGAUGCUCAAUCUGGUAGACGUCUCACGCAGCUUCAGGAAACCACGAAGGCCGCGCAAGGAGCGGUAAAAUCCGUGGAUCGCAUAUUCAAGCGCGUUCGAUAUGCGAAAGAUUUCCCUCAGCGGAUCGCUCAAAAGCUCACUGUCGCGAUAGUGGUUGUACGCACCUUGGCAGGAGGUUUAGAGGGCAAAUUGAUCGACUGGCCGUUAGUCACGUCUGUUUUCCCCGACUAUGAUUCGAAAUUCAUCCAAGAUCGUGGUAAAAGUAUAGUAUCGCGGCAUAGGCUGCAGAUGGCUAAGAUGCAGCGGGAUUUUCAAGAGCGUUACAUUGAAGCCUACGAAAAUGACCUUGUGCCGAGCAUUGACUACAACAAUUUGCAAGAGUACGAUUGGGAAUCGGUGGUUAACUGGGCAGAGGAACAGCUUGAAAGGCCUAGUCUCCAGAAGGUUCCAAGCCUUCCAGCGACUCACGAACAGUUCGUCAGCAUCUUCGACGUUCGAACAGAGCAGAUGCUUGAUAUUGACGAGCUGUACCAGCACAAUGCGCAAACUACGAUUCCACGGAAACGGACACUAUAUGCCAACGUACCGUUUUCAGUUCCUCUUGGUCAAAAGCGCCGAAAUACUGUUUCUACUCUAGGCGACAAUAACAAAGCCGAGUCGAUAAGACGCCUGGAAGUUGCAAAAACCUGGGUUCGCGCCAACGUAAUCACGACAGAAGAAACAUACCGGCCCACUGAGGCUCGGCAAAUUCUCGAGCGCUUUGGUGAAGAGCUCAUUGGGGAGGCAAUACAAUCCCUGAUCACGGAGCGCGUUAUAUCCAUGAGUAAUCGUGGAAAGGUCACCCCAGGCCGGAACUACGAUGUCACUGAGCAUUUUCUGCAUGCAUUUGGCCGCAAACGAGCGGUUGAGGCGGUGCAGUUGAGACGAGCGCUACAUUUCAAGCUCACCAUUUUGGACCCUGCGAUUCAAUCAGAGGGAAAAUACAAACUAGAAUAUGGGGCAGACGACGGUGACAUUCUGGUCAUGAUCAACCUGGCAACACAGGGACGCGUUACGAUCCGGCCGCUAAACCCGCCACGAAACAAAUACGGGCUCACGGAGCGUGGGUAUCUCACUCGAAUGAUGGAUAAGACGAAGUUGCGCUUUGACGUGGAGAUUCAUCCGGUCCCCGAUAGAUACAUUUAUGGCAAUCCGUUGGCGGAAAAGAUCGACCAGACACCAGUACCCAAUACGGAUAUAACCGUGAGCGAGUUCGGUACCUCGUCGACUCUUCCCAAGGUUCCGCUCUGGGUAGAUGUACACGGACAAUUUUCAAAGCUACUGUGGGAGCUCGCGGUUGGGGCUGUUGUGGGACUAUUGGCCGCUAUCCCAGGGGCUGGAGCAGAUACUAUCGGGCGAAUCAUGCAGCCAUAUCUUGGGACAUGGGAGGUAGAGUUGGUCCUGCAGUGGCUAUAUGUUGUGGGAGCUGUUCGGCAUGUGAGAGAAGAUGGCAUGGAAGAUGAUGCCAAAGCUAAGGGAGGCUGGACAGUGAAGGAGUGGUGGUAUCUUGCUCUUGGUUCGUGAUUGUAUCAACAUAGGUGUUCUACAUGGACUUGUAUUUUAUAUAACAUAAAAAUGGUGUCUUAUAACUCUAUCUGUCUUUCAGAGAA
This is a messenger RNA of Coccidioides posadasii C735 delta SOWgp, 6054 nucleotides long. RefSeq lists its product as uncharacterized. The record is from RefSeq and is a predicted model, not a curated record. Gene Ontology annotation, biological process: transcription initiation at RNA polymerase III promoter; 5S class rRNA transcription by RNA polymerase III. Gene Ontology annotation, molecular function: DNA binding. Gene Ontology annotation, cellular component: transcription factor TFIIIC complex. NCBI's taxonomy places the organism in Eukaryota, Fungi, Ascomycota, Eurotiomycetes, Onygenales, Onygenaceae.